This is a messenger RNA of Arabidopsis thaliana (thale cress), 395 nucleotides long. RefSeq names its product Low temperature and salt responsive protein family. Gene Ontology annotation, cellular component: membrane. The record is from RefSeq and is marked reviewed. The transcript has 2 exons. Bases 52 to 285 code for a protein of 77 amino acids. Lineage: Eukaryota; Viridiplantae; Streptophyta; Magnoliopsida; Brassicales; Brassicaceae.
GUCCUUUGGAUCAAACAAAGUAACUAAAUAAAAGGAUCAAAACAUUGAGAAAUGGCGAAUGGGUGCGAGAUUUGCUGUGAAAUAAUGAUCGCCAUACUCAUCCCUCCUCUAGGGGUUUGUCUGAGGCAUGGCUGUUGCACUACGGAAUUCAUGAUAUGUCUGAUCCUAACGCUCUUGGGAUACGUACCGGGGAUCAUCUACGCACUCUAUGCAAUCGUGUACGUGGAUCGUGAUCAAUUUUUCGAUGAGUACCGUCGUCCACUUUUCUAUGCCCAGUCACCGUGAUUUUAUUCGUUUGCUCUUGUUCUUUGCUCUUUGUAAUUUCAUUUAUUCCAUUAAUUGAUUAAAGUUACAUCUUUCUCUCAACAUGUUUGAGAUCUUUUCUUCUUGAAUAA